AUGCCUGAAACAAAGUACAGAGACCGAGGGCAGGAGGACGACGAAGAGGAUGAGGAGUCGGACGAGGAGGAGGAGGACGACAACAAGAAUGGAACCAGACAAGCCAUUGUCGACAUGAAGACGAAAUUCAACGGCCAAGCAACCGAAGAAACCGUUGAGAGAUUCUUAGAUGACCAUUCCGCCGUGGUGAAGAACGUCAGUCAGAGUGGUGAGACGUUUUUUCACAGAAUCAUCGAUCUGGUGCACAGAAGAGCGGACGAGAACUCGCUAAAUGCAUUGGAUAUCAGGCCACUGUUCGAAAGGCUCGUCAAAAGCCACUCGUACUUGUUGAGAAUCACUGAUGAGGAUGACCAAACACCCCUAUACCGCGCAAUUAACCGCAAAAGAUUCACUUGGAAAUUAGUCAAUUACGUAUUGGAUAGUUGCAAGGACCCGGCAUGUAUUGACGAUGUUCUCAAACGAACGUGCGGAAAGGGGGAGUCUCUGAAAACAUGUCUGACAUUGGCAUUCGAAAAGGACCUCAAUAACAAGGUCCUUCUAAAUCUGGUCAGGAACGCAAGCCCGACUGUUUUGGACCUCACGGAUGGCUCGCACCGAACGCCUUUUCACUAUGCUGUCCAGUACGAACAGUGUACCGAUGAGCGAGUGGAGAUUAUCAGACUUCUACUCGAAAGGGAUAGCGAAAUUGUUCAGGAGCAGAAGUUGUCUGGAACUUCUCGGCCUAUCGAGACCUUCUUGGAUCACAAAUAUGCAAGAAAAGAGGAAGGGAGACAGACCCCAGUUGAAUAUUCCGUCUAUGGUGAGCACAAGAGGACAGAGAAGGCCUACCUCGACCUUCUCGAUAAGGAGAGAGCCACGAAGAUGCGCGAAACAGAAAAUGAGAAGGCGGAUACGAAACCAAAAGGCUCCAGUUUGGCACACAGAGAAAAGGAACCGCCCAAAUCAGGGUUGCUUCCUCCGAAAGAAGCGAAAACCCAGAUUGGCGGAGACCGUGAUCGCGGACCCAAAAGGAUCGGGCUGGACCGAGAAAACCCCAAGCAAUAUCUCGACCCGAAGCUGGACGAGACUGAAAGACGGCUACAGGAACUCAGGGAAAAGGAGGGACGAGAACAACAAGAGCGAAACGCAAGAGAGGAGAAACAUCAGCAAGAGAAGAUAACGGAACGAGACGGCUCUCGUUCAAUACAGUUCAGAGACCCAAAAGAACGUCUUGACGAGACAGGCAAGCUUCAAUUCAGCUUGAUUGCGGCUGACCCUGCGCCAAACACGCCAUUGAAGAGAGUCGGAACACACAGAUCUGAUACUGCGGAUAUGGACAAGAAGGAGAAGAAGAAGUCUUCGUCUAGAAGAGCAUCCAAGAAGCCCGACCCAAAAGUUUUGGCAACCAAUUCUGUCAAAGUUCUCAGGAUGUUGAAGCUUCACUACAUGCGGACCAGAAGUAUAAAGAUGGCUACAUCGUUUCUCUAUGGAAAUGAUAUUCAAAACGACAUACAGAUUUGCUUCGACUACGAGGGGCUUCCAUCGGAGAUCCAAGACCAUGUCUUUCUGGAGCGCUUUGGAAAAGAUACCCGCAGUGGCAUUCAAUUUGACGAAGUACUGAUGUACGUGAGGUUCCCUAUCGUGUCCGUAGAACGCACCGGCAGAAGGGCUCCGAAGCCUCGGGCUCUAGGCCGGCAGGACAUGGAGUUUUUCUUUGACUGGCUUUACAACAAAGGUGUGCGACGAAUUCUCAAGGUGGAAGUAGAUGACAGUGGCAAGAUUCCACACAGCGAUGAGGCAAUCCAGAAUUCGCUGGAGAAAAUCGUGGUCGAACAUCUCGACUGGCAAAAGACCGAUUUGGAUCCUCGGGUGAUUUGCCAGAUCAGCAGCAAAGCCGAAGCCGUGGAUUCUGACACUUCUCACGAGAGUGUCUUGCCCAGAACCAACAACGGCCUUCGCGAGGUGACGCUCAAGUGGAGCGGCAACAAUGCAAUCCUGCGGGCAUGGAGCGAGCUUGAAGGGUUACCGCAGCUGCCGAAACUUGAAGUCGUCAAUCUCAAUGUUCCUGCACAUUCAGAUCUAUACGAAACAAGGGAAUGGGUCCAGAAAAACGUCGACGAAUUCAAAGUUCGUCUGAAUAGAAAUGCCAAUGAAAGCCGCAAUGCCGGCAUUCUGCCCAAACUACUGGACCCGAACGACUCACAAUCUUCAGAGACUCUGUCAGAGAAGAAAAUGGGUUUAACUAGGAAUGAGCCGCCCAAAGAGGGCAAGAUCAUUGUUUUCCCGAGGGAGGGUAAAAAGGGAACCGAAAUGCCUGUCUCCUCCGGCAGUCUAUCCAAAACAGUCGGAACGACCAACCCUGUUACCGAGCACGAGUGGCUCAACUGCGUAGAACGAUUCGCUGGUUGCAUGGAUCUGUUUUGGAAGGAGACAGUCGAUUUAUCCCGUGGAUUGUUGAAUCCAGACUCCAACACCGAUGCCCACCUUCUGACGGUCCUUCAGAGCUUGAGCAAGGACGUUGUUGUUGCGCUCAUCGACGAUGGCGUUGACAGCUGCGAUUCGGGCUUUUCAGGCCGUAUCAUUGAGGGCAAGACAUUCGACUAUCGAGAUGCAGGUGCUGGGCAGUAUUACAGCUCAGCAAGGGGCCAUGGUACCGAGAUGGCGAGAAUGAUUUGGAAAGUGUGCCCCAUGGCCAGCGUAUACUCGAUCCGACUCAAAACACACAUCAGUCCAAACAAGGGGCAGUGUACGAUUGAUGCAGUCUCUGCAGCUUCGGCCAUCGAAGCUGCCUUGGAAAAGAAAGCAACCAUCAUCUCCAUGUCGUGGACUAUGCCAGUGCCACCGGAGGGAAGCAAAGAGAAGCAACUUUUGGAUUCGGUGCUGGAAAAGGCAUGCAGUCGGAACGUUCUCAUGUUCUGCUCGUCGUCAGACCAGAUUUCUGAAACCAAGCAUUAUCCUUCCGCCUUCAGACGAUCGAGGUUCUUCUUGAUCGGCGCCGCUCACGAUGACGGAAGUGCUUACGGUCAUGCCGGGAAGGACAACGAUUUCAUUUUCCCUGGAGUCAAUGUCAACACGAGCGGCGGAGCCAACCUGUCGGCAUACCUUGCCGACAAGAUGGCGUCGAGCAAAGAGUCGACGGGUUCCAGCAUCGCCACGGCUCUCGCUGCUGAGCUGGCCGCAAUGAUCACGUACUGCUUCAAGACGAGUGAAUUGGCCAUUGUUACAGCCAAAAUCCAGCAGGGAAAAGACUACAUUGCGGGUCCCGAACUCGUGCAGCGAGGGGAUGUCGAGAAGAUCGCUCAGCAUAAUGUUCUCAAGACGGCAUUCAACAGAAUCGGCAAAAUGGACAACGGGCAGUUCAUCAAAGUUUGGAACAGGUUCCAACCAGCAAUCCGAAUUCUCGAGGGCGAGGGUGAAUACGAAACCAAGCUCGCCUGCAUCAUGAAGCUUUGCUCGAAUCUUAUCGAGCAUUAG
This is a messenger RNA of Colletotrichum graminicola M1.001, 3453 nucleotides long. RefSeq lists its product as uncharacterized. The record is from RefSeq and is a predicted model, not a curated record. The transcript has 4 exons. Gene Ontology annotation, biological process: proteolysis. The coding region runs from base 1 to 3453 and encodes 1150 amino acids. Lineage: Eukaryota; Fungi; Ascomycota; Sordariomycetes; Glomerellales; Glomerellaceae. Gene Ontology annotation, molecular function: protein binding; serine-type endopeptidase activity.